This is a messenger RNA of Rhododendron vialii, 4647 nucleotides long. RefSeq lists its product as uncharacterized. Lineage: Eukaryota; Viridiplantae; Streptophyta; Magnoliopsida; Ericales; Ericaceae. Bases 393 to 4271 code for a protein of 1292 amino acids. The transcript is spliced from 15 exons. The record is from RefSeq and is a predicted model, not a curated record.
AGGUACCCUUCUCUCUCUCUCUCUCUCUCUCUCUCUCUCUCUCUCUCUCAUCGUCUAUAUUUCUGUUUGCUGUUUUCUUUUAUGGUUAAUUUAGAUGCUUAAACACGACAUGUUUUGGGCCCUAGUAAAUAAUCACUCCUUGGAACAGUAUUGUGAUGUCCGAUCCACACACCAUUCAAGUUUCGAAAAGAGGUUACAACCCUUUGGAGGGAUUCAGAGAUAGAUUCUGAAGAGGUUGGGCAAGCUGGAGAAUUAAUCUGUAAAGGUGUAUUAUUCUGCCAUUCUUAUCAAGACUUUUGAGUUUGGCUUUGAUGUGCUGUCUUCGUGCAAAUUGUCAUGCACUACUGGGUUUUCUGGGGUUAUAGAAUAGAGGGUCUGCUGAACCUAGAGCAAUGGCAGCGUCUAGUAAGUUCAAUAUGUCUUCUGGUAGCCCGGAUAGGGCAUUAUAUGCCCAGCGUGGGUCCUAUACCACUGCUUCAUUGGACAGAUCGGGUAGCUUCCGUGAGAAUAUGGAGAAUCCAAUCCUAUCAUCACUUCCGAGCAUGUCAAGAAGCAGUUCUGCCAUAUCACAAGGAGACGUGCACAACUUCCUCCAAUGCUUGCGGUUUGAUCCAAAGUUUGGCCGACAAGUUGAUUUUAAGCGUCUCACAAGUGUUGCUGUUGGCAUUCCGGUGGAUGAUUCUCUAUCUGCUUCUUCAAAAGUCAAGCCUACAUCUUCUCCUCCUCUGGACGAACUCAAACGGCUCAAGGCUGGUCUUCGCGAAAACUCCAUCAAGGCCAGCAGGGAACGUUUGAAGAUUUUCACUGAUGCCUUGUCCCUCGUGAACAAGUGUUUCCCGAGCAUCCCAUCAAGGAAGAGAUCUCGGUCAGAUGCUUUAUCUGCUGAUCGAUCGAAUACUUUAUUCCCUACUGAUCGGGCAGUUCUAGGGUCAGGCAUUGGUAAGAUGGGAACACAAAGUCAUGCCAUUUCAAGUGGUUUUGAAGAGCCGCCAAAGUCAGAAGAAAGGACCAAAAUUGCCAUACCAAACAAACGGACCCGAACUUCUAUGGUGGAUGUGAGGACUGAUGUACGGGCAAAUACUCCUGCUAGGCCAUCUGGGAAUAUGGACAGGGAUAGGGAAGUGUUAAGACUUCCACAUAGCGGUGCAGCUCAGGUUGAAGAGCGGUCAUUAACAACCAGCGGUGAUGGUUGGGAAAAGACAAAGAUGAAGAAGAAGCGGUCUGGGAUAAAGCCAGAUGUUUCUCCAAGUACAGUGGCACCCAAACCUAUUGAUGGCUACAGGGAACCCAGGCAAGGAAUGCAGCCAAGGCUUCUUGCCUCCGAUGGGUUCAGGCCGGGAGUUGCUAAUGGAGCAGUGGGAGUUGGAAAAGCAGAUGCCGUGUCGCAACCAACUAGCUUAGGCAUGCGGUCUUCCAUGCCUAAGCCUGACCAGGACAACAGCUCCAUUCUCCAUGAUAGAAGAGAUCGUCCGGCUGCUUCCUCAGACAAAGAAAGGGUGAAUGUCAGAACUGUAAACAAGACAAAUUCCAGGGACGAUUUCAGUGCAGCUAGCCCUACAUCAAACACGAAAAUGAAUUCUGCUGCUAGGGCUCCAAGAUCUGUUUCAAAUGGUUUGCACAAGUUGUCCCCUGUUGUUCAACGAACUACUGUUGCCAAUGACUGGGAGCUUUCUCAUUGUACAAGCAAGAGCACUGCUGCUGCUGUUGGUGCUAGCACUCGCAAACGCACUCCAUCAACUCGCUCUUCAUCACCACCUGUUACCCAUUGGGCUGGCCGAAGGCCACAAAAGAUUUCCCGCACCGCUAGAAUUACAAAUUUCGUUCCUAUAGUUCCGAGUAAUGAUGAGAGCCCUGCUUUGGAUGCCACAUCUGAGGUUGCUGGUAAUGAAAUUGAGGCAGGCUUAAUUAAACGUUUGUCCAGUAAUUCUCCACAGCAAGUUAAAUCCAAGGGUGACCAUUUUUCAACGGCUGCAUUGUCAGAAAGUGAGGAGUCUGGUGUUGCUGAAUUUAAGUCCAGGGAUAAGGGUGAAAAGGCUGAGGAGGUGGAUGAGAAAGCCAGUCAGAAUGUUCAAAGGGUUUCAACUCUGGUGGUCCCACAAAGAAAGAAUAAGCCGGUCAGUGGGGAUGACCUUGGAGACGGCGUUCGUAGGCAAGGGAGGACUGGACGAGGGUUUACUUCCUCAAGAUCUUUGAUGCCAAUGGCAGUAGAAAAGAUUAGCAAUGUGGGAACUGCAAAACAACUCAGAAGUACCCGACUUGGUCUUGAUAAGUCUGAAAGCAAAGUAGGUCGUCCACCAACUCGGAAACUUUCUGACCGUAGGGCUUACACACGUCAGAAGCAUACUACAAUCAGUACAGCAGAUUUUCUUGUUGGUUCAGAUGAUGGGCAUGAAGAACUAUUGGCUGCAGCAGAGGCUGUUAUUAAUCCUGAUCAUUGCUUUACCAGCUCAUUCUGGAGGAAGAUGGAGUCGUGCUUUAGUUUUAUAUCAGAUGUAGACAUAGCCUAUUUAAAACAACAGGGAAAUAGUGGGUCUGCUGCGUCUGCGCCACUACCAGUACAAGUAGAUUUUGGGAGUUUCAGUACUGUCCCUAAUGGAUCUGGAUUGGUUGAACCCGACAGAGAUACAAGUGAAACAAAAUACCCUGCAACAAGAAGUAAAGAGAUUCCCCUCUGCCAGAGACUCAUAGCAGCCCUAGUUUCAGAAGAAGGAAACGAAGAGCUCUGCUACAGCGGGAGUGAAGACCUUGACUUUGACAUGUAUGGAUCUGGAGUUGAGUUAGACCCACUAGAAUCCCACGCUUUGAAUAACCGGUUAUUAGGGAACUUUCAGCUCGCUGGACGUUCUGGUUUGAACGGUUAUAGGAUAACUGCCAAUGAGAGGCCCCAUAAUGAGCUGGACCACAGUUUGCUAGAUACUGAUGUAAUUGCUAUACCGGGAAAAGGGUUGAUUUCAAAUUUCGGAUACUUGCAAAAUGGUUUGCAUUCUGACCAAGAAAUGGCGCCUGACAUGACCUGUUCUGUGACCGAGUAUGGUAACCUGUCCAUAGAUGAAAGAAUUAUCCUGGAGAUGCGAAGUGUUGGACUUUAUCUAGAGCCAGUGCCUGAUUUAACCCAAACAGUGGAUGAAGAAAUCAGUGAGGAAAUCAGUACGCUGGAGGACAUGUACCAUGAGCAGGUUACAAAGAAGAAACCAUUGCUUGGCAAACUGUUAAACUCUGCUCUGGCGAGGAGAGAGCUUCAAGAGAAGGAGUUUGAACAUCGUGCUCUUGACAAGCUUGUGGCUAUGGCUUUUGAGAAAUAUAUGCAGAAUUGCCGGGGUUCCAAUUCCUCUGGGGGAAAGAGCGCCAGCAGUAAGAUGGCCAAGCAAGCUGCUCUAGCUUUUGUUAAACGGACAUUGGAGAGAUGCCAAAAAUUCGAAGAUUCUGGCAAGAGCUGCUUCAGUGAAACCUUAUUUAGGGAUAUGUUCCUUUCUAGUUCGUCACGCCACCAUGAUGUGCAACUAGUUGAUCAUACUGCUGUUAUUGAAUCGAGCAAACAGUAUACCAACACAUCUGGUUGCUCUUUGGAAGUUAGAGUUUCAGCUACGAUGGGUGCUCAGCAAAGCCCUUCUUUCAACAACCAUGACAUCUAUUUUUCUAAUCCACUCCUUUCUGCUAAUCAUUCGUCUGAACAAACUAAUGGUAAGGAGGACACAUGGUCAAAUAGGGUGAAGAAAAGGGAGUUGUUGCUUGAUGAUGUUGGAGCUCCUUCAGGUAUUGGAACUUCUCUUUCCAGCAGUGCAAAAGGAAAAAGAAGUGAGAGGGAUAGAGAGGGUAAAGGAAACAACAGAGAGGUUUCAUCUAGAAAUGGUACUGCUAAAAUCGGCCGGCCUGCAUCGGGCAAUAUUAAGGGGGAAAGAAAGUCUAAAACAAAGCCUAAGCAGAAAACUCAAUUAUCUGCUUCUGUCAAUGGCUUACUUGGCAAGUUACCAGAGCAAAAUAAAGUGACAUUAUCCUCAGUUUCAAAGUCAGGUGAGGUUACUAGAAGUGGCAGUGUUAAGGAGAAGGAUGAGUUCAGCUUGGGUGUAUUAGAAGAACAUGAGGCCAUCGAUUUAUCCCAUUUGCAACUCCCUGGAAUGGAUGUUUUAGGCGUUCCUGAUGAUCUUGGUGAUCAAGGGCAGGACAUUGGUUCAUGGUUGAACAUUGAUGAUGAUGGAUUACAAGAUCUUGAUAACUUUAAUGGCCUUGAAAUUCCAAUGGAUGACCUAGCAGACUUAAAUAUGAUGGCUUGAAGUUACUUUUCCUUUGUAUGUUCCCGUGUUCGGUAUGGUGUUCAAAGGAAAACCAAAGUCACUGUGCCCUAGGAAUGACCAACUACUUGAGUGGUCAUUUGACUCUCUGGUCCAUAACUAGACUGUAGAUCAUUCCUGAGACUCCUGCACAAGUUGCUUUCCAAGUAGCCUGUCGGAUGUUUUGGAUUUUGCUCCCCUUUUAAGUUGGUGACCUUUGACUGUAAUGAUCUUUUUGUUCACCGCGUAAGCCAGCAUGUAUUAGUCAUUAUAUCUUAGUAAACACUGUAUUCUGGUUGUAGCAUUUACAAAUCAGAGAACAAUACCUUUUGUACAUAAGCUUUGUGUUCCAAUAAAAUCAUCUCUCUCUGUGUAGUAA